Effrenium voratum is the source of this 3638-nucleotide messenger RNA. The record is from the annotation of a GenBank genome assembly. Lineage: Eukaryota; Dinophyceae; Suessiales; Symbiodiniaceae.
GCCAAACCCACAAGUCUCGCUGGAGCGUCGCAUGGCGAGAUUCCGGCCAUGACGCGCGGGGCGUCUCCGGAGCGGGGGACCGCUUCUCCUGGCAGUCCGGGAUCGACUGGCAGACUGCCGCCGGUCAGUCCGAAUGCAAGCCUUACUCGCUCCGCCAGUGAUCCCUUCGCGUCGAGCCAAAGGCUGCCGGCGGCUCUCAAGGGAUCCUUCCUUCCUAGACAGAUGGGCCACUCCAGCAUCGCGUCCCGUCGCAACUUAGCGAAGCAGCGGCAGGCGUUGAUGAACGAGAAGCGCUCAUUCGAAGAUACAGGCUUCUUCGGAGCACAGGGCAUCGCGGGCUUCACGGCGCACUUGAAAUCGCGAUUUGGCUCCGUGCUGGCUGGAUGGCGACAACUAGAUGCGGACAAGAAGGGACGCUUGUCAUUUCACCCGUUUUGCAAGGCAGCGCGGAAAUCCGGAUACCAUGGGAACAUGAAGAGGCUGUGGGAGGAGCUAGAUCCUUCGCACCGCGGGUAUGUCACCUUGGAGGACGUUGACCCACAUGUCUUUCAUGCAGUGAGCUCCUUCAAGACGGAGCUCAUGAAGAAGUAUGGAGACAUGCUGGUUGCCUGGCAGGAAGGCCUCGACCUGAAUGAGACAGGCAGAGUGGGGGAGGUAGAAGUGACAGAGUGCCUGAAGGAUCUCGGCCUGGCACUGGACGCCAAGCAGCUGCUGGGCAUGUUCUUGAGCGUGCCUGGAACGACACACAUGCUCCUGAAAGACUUCGAUCCAAAGGCACACGUCAGGUGGAAGACGGAGUCCUUUGUCUCCCAAGGAGACGCAGAGCCUGCAGACGCUGCAAAGGGCCGCACCGACAGAACGAGAUUAGGGGUCAGCACGAAGGACGCCCUGAUCGCAGCUCUGAUUAGCCGCUUUGGAUCGCUGUAUCGAGCAUGGCGGGAGGGCUUGGAUCCAACCGGAAGGGGAAGGCUGAGCUGGGGUGAGUUUACUUACAUCUAUCGCCGGCUGGGACUUCAUGGUGACUUGCAGGCUUUGUGGAAUGAACUUGAUACUGAGCAGAUUGGCGUCUUUCGAUUCUCCGACCUGGACGAGGAGACCGACUCACUCUGGUCGGAGAUGUACUGGUGUUUUCAGCAGGAGUACGGCAACAUGCUUCGAGCAUGGAUGAAAGGUGUGGAUGUAGACGGUGAAGGACAUGUAAACAAGGAACAAUUUGUACAAGCCUGCAGAAAGGUUGGGUACAUGAAAGAUGCCGGCGUGCUCUUCGAAAUCAUGAGGCCAACAGGAGAACGGCACUUCCUGAGCCUCCAGGACUUUGACAUGAAGGCCUACCAGGCCUUCAUGAGGAACGACUUUCGAAUGCUUAGCGAGCCAGAGAAGAAAGGAGGACCUGGCUCGCUGCUGGAUAUGUCUCUGCAAGAGCGGACGGACAAGGGCUUUUUCUUCCAGAUCCGAAGAGGCUGGCAAGCCUCGAAGUCCCCGGAGUUCGCGAAGAGCUGCAAAGUCUACGUGCCGCCCAAGCAGGAGCCGGAGCGGGUGGAAGGCUUCGCAAACCUUUGCUGCAGAAAGUACGGGUCGCUGGUCGCUGCCUGGCGCUUUGGCAUUGACCCCAAGGGCCGAGGGCAGCUGAACUUCAACGAGUUCUGCACGGCGGUGAGACGUCUUGGAUACAGAGGAAGCUUGCGAAACCUGUGGGAGAGCAUAUGCCCGGAUGGCAGCUAUGUCGUCAGGCUGAAGGAUCUGGAUUUCGACAGCGGCGAGGCGGUGACGCUGUUCUUCGAAACCAUCCACGAGAAGUUUGAGGACUUGGCCACGGUAUGGUCGCAGAUCUUCAAGAAGGAAGCAUACGCAAGCAUCUCUCUUGACGACUUGAUGGAAGGAUGCAAGGCGCUGGACCUGCCUGAAGACUUUGUUGAAAAGCUGUUCCUCGGCCUUCAUCCCACACCAGGGCAGAAAGAGGCACUCUUCCUUUGGGACUUGGAGGACAUGUUCGUCGUCACCCGCCGAUUGUGGGAGCGGAAGAAACCCAAGGAUUUGCGCAGGCCCGUGAAGCCCGUGGGCACGUCUCUGAUCGUGGCCAAAGAGGCCAAUGAGGCACGUCUGAGAUCGCAGAAGGAGGCCGAGGCGGCAGAGGCUGGCGAGGCUCUUGUGGUGAACCACUCCUUGUCGCCCCAAUUGGUCCGUGCAGCGCUCGAGAGGGACUUUGUCUCGACGGUGGCAUGCUGGAACACAGAGUUAGACUGGAGAGCCAGAGGCUGCGUGACCCGGGGAAACUUCCUGGUGUUGAUGUACCGCUGCGGCGUCAGUGGCAACUUGCAGAAGCUUUGGACCGAUCUCACAGGAGAUCGAGGACUGCUGCGCUUUGAUGACCUUGACCCGGCUGCGCACAAGUUUCUCGGGGAUCGCCGGCAGCAACUUUUGGCGACCUAUGGCAACCUGAGCAAAGCAUGGCAUGAAGGUUUUGACCCCGACAACUUGGGUAUUGUGGACGAGCAGGACUUUGCAACAGCUUGCUCUCGAGCACUCCCAUCACUUACAUCCAAAGAGGCCAGCAUGCUGUUCCAUUAUGUGAUGGCCAGACAUGGCCAGCGCUCCGCCAGGAAAGAGAACUGGAAAGCCUUGCUGACUGGGCUGGCACCGUCUGAGCGCAGCACAGCAUGGGGAGAGGGCCUGGAAGGAGCAGCGGAUGACAGCGCCAUGUCUCCAGAACAGGAGCAAGUUCGCGCAAUCGACACGCUGGAGGGCUUCAAAGCUAUGCUGGUGGCGAAGUACGGGAGCCUUUUUGCUGCCUGGAAGCAUGCGCUUGAUCGGGAGCACAACAGCUAUGUGAUGAAGCAGGAUUUCUCCUUGACGUGUCGUCGCCUUGGUGUGAAGGAGGUUGCAUCGCUGUGGCGGCAGUUCGUGCACGGCACCAACAAGGACCUCAUAACGCUCGAGGUGUUGCAUCCAGAGACAGCCGAAUGCUGGGCAGAGCUUCACCGUUUGCUGCUUGAGGCAGCCCUGCGGCAACCAAAGGCAUCGCAUUCACAAGCAUGUCAGGCUCAGGGAAGCCAAGACAAAAGCUUGGAGACUUGUGACAGCCUGGCCACAUGUUUGCCGGAGACACAGAGGCCCGAGGGCAUGGAGCCAGACGAAAGCAUCGCCACGAACUUGGGAACACUGGAGAGGCCAAGAUUGCCGAGUCUCAAGGAUGGGUGGCGGCGGGCUUUCGACCCUCGCAAUAUCAGGCGAGUUGAUCGGCAGCGCUUUUACGAGGGCUGCAAAAAGCUGGGAUAUUCAAAGGAUCCGGGCAGACUCUUUGAUUUGCUGCGCCCAGAGCCCUUCCGAGAGUACCUGGUCUAUGAGGAUCUCGUGACAGACUUGAACCCCAACAAGUUUGAAGUGAAGCCCAACAUCAAGGACACUUACUUGCCGAUGAGGUAUGUGGCCAAGGAUGAUGAGGCACUACGCUGAAGGCGUAUGUGCACCUUCGCCUUGGCUACCCAUCGAUUCGCUUUCACUGAGCAACGAAGUUGCUUGAGUUCAGUUGCAUGACGCGCAGCUGGCAAUGUUAAUGAAUGGGCAAAACCGGCUUUGGCAUGUGGCGACAUCCAGAUGCAUGCGCUCACACUGCUUUUCCUCCAUAGACCUCGCACCGU